AAGGUCAUCACACUAAUACAACACCUCACCACAUCACACAAUCAUCAUGUCCUCGUACAAAUUUGAAGGAUGGCUGGGCGAGGACAAGGACUCUGUCAAGGGUAACAUGAGAUGGGGCGAAUUCGAGCCCAAGAAGUGGACCGAGGACGACGUGGAUAUCGAAAUCAGUCACUGUGGUGUCUGCGGGUCUGAUCUCCAUCAGCUGAGCUCUGGAUGGGGAGAGACUCCGUACCCAUGUGUUGUGGGCCACGAGAUCGUUGGCAAAGCCGUCAAGGUCGGAUCGAACGUCAAGCACAUCAAGCAAGGCGAUCGUGUCGGUGUCGGCGCCCAGGCUCGAUCAUGCCUGCAAAAGGAUUGCCCGGACUGCACGAACAACCUCGAGAACCACUGCGCCAUUGGUACCGUCAACACCUACGGCAGCGUGUACCCAGGAGAUGAAGGCAAAUCCUACGGCGGCUAUGCAGACUACAACAGGACCCACAAUCGCUUUGUCUUCAACAUCCCUGAGGGCCUCUCAUCAGCUGCAGCCGCACCUAUGCUGUGUGGAGGCAUUACCAUCUUCUCGCCACUGAAGAACUACGGUUGUGGACCUGGCAAGACCGUCGGUAUCGUCGGUGUUGGAGGCAUCGGUCACUUUGGUGUCUUGUUCGCAAAGGCCCUCGGUGCAGACCGUGUCAUCGGCAUUUCUCGCAAAUCAGACAAGCGCGAUGAUGCCCUCAAGCUCGGCGCGGACGAGUACAUCGCCACGGACGAAGACAAGGACUGGCAGACAAAGCACCGCCGCUCAAUUGAUCUCAUCGUCGGCACGGUCAGCUCGGCGAAGAUGCCUCUAGAGGGAUACCUCGGCCUGCUCAAGACCAAGGGCACAUACAUCCAGAUCGGCGCACCAGAUGCUGGAGAAUUGCCUGCAAUCAACGCUUUCACCCUCCUCACCAACGGGAUCAAAGUCGGCGGCAGCGCGAUCGGUUCGCCAAAGGAGAUUGAGGAGAUGUUGCAGUUCGCUGCGGACAAGAAGAUUGAGCCUUGGCUCAAUGAGCGUCCGAUGAAGGAGGCGAACGAUGUUGUCCAGGAUAUGACUGCUGGCAAGGCGAGGUACCGCUAUGUGUUGGUGAACGAGAAGCACGCCAAGGCUUGAUGUCCCACAUAGAGAUAGAUAGAUAUCGUAAAUGUAGAUGCAGCUUCAUGAACGCAAUGUGCCGUCCAGU
Molecule: messenger RNA, 1205 nt
Organism: Zymoseptoria tritici IPO323
Lineage: Eukaryota; Fungi; Ascomycota; Dothideomycetes; Mycosphaerellales; Mycosphaerellaceae
Exons: 2
Coding region: 47-1135 (362 amino acids)
Biological process (GO): alcohol metabolic process
Molecular function (GO): zinc ion binding; alcohol dehydrogenase (NADP+) activity
Source: RefSeq, a predicted model, not a curated record